GCUCGUUGGGGCACGCGGUGGGGUGCAGGCGGAGAGCGAGCGCGGGGUUGGUGGGGGAAGCAGACUCAGAACGGCUGCUGCGUUUAGGGAGUUGUCGCCGUGCUGUGUGAGCACGUAGCUUGUGAUGAGGAUUUGCGACUUGGGUGGGAGAGGGUUUGAGUGUGUCGGGCUUGUUAGUGAAUGGGGGGGAGGAGGGGGCAGGAGGUUACAUGGGGAAGUCGCAUUGGUCUGCAUAUGGGGUUUAGUUGAGUACGUUUGUACAGUUGGGGUAUACGUGCGCGUGUGAGCUCCAUGCAUAGUUCGGGGCAUCCACGAGCAGGGCAGGGAUGUUGUGUUCUGGAGCGAUGUGGAAAGCGUGGUUUCUAAUUCCUACGCAGUGUGCAGGUCGGUUUCUACUGCACGCGACAAAGCAGUGUUUUUCCGUGGCAGAGGCACGGAGUGUUUUCCUGCCCGUUCCCUGUGUUUUCUGCGUCUGGAGCAGUGUGCGAUUCCGCUCAGCAGGCAGGAGCGAGCGGCGCUGCCCUAGUGCGCAUGCGCGGCGCUGGGGCGGCCCGCUGUCACUGAGCCGCGGCCAUAAGCCAAUCUGCUGCCGCGGGGCGCGCAGACGCGCUCGGGUUGGAGAGUGCGGAGAGAAACGAAAACAAGCGUGAAACGGAUGAGGGGAGAAUGCGGGGAGCUGUGGAUGGAAGACGCGUUCCCCGUGCUUAGCGGUUAGAACAAAAAGAAGCAACUUUUACGUGGUCCUAUCCGGAGGACCAAAGACCAUAGAUAUUGGCGGACUCGUAGCGCAGAGCGGUCCGAGGCGGUGCUUUUUGUAGGAGCCGUGGAAGAAAUGUGAGAAAGAGGUGUCUUAGAUGAGAGGAGACAAGACUGGACUACAUGGAUCAAGGGAGAAGAGUGAGUUGUUUGCUGCAUGUUUUGCUUACAGAGCAUUGGUGCAAGCUGUUCAAUUAAAGUAACUUUGGCUAAUUAGAUACUUCCAAAAGACCUCUGUAGCUAGCUUUUCUUUCAUUCACUUGUAGAAAAGGACAUCUAAGCAUCAUACUUCUUCAUGCUCUAUUUUCAUUAUCGUACACUGUACUAGCGUUAUUCAUUUAUUUUUAAAUGCAGAAGUGACACAGCCAUAAAGUGAUCCAGCAUUGGAGUAAAUGUCGAGAUAUUAAGAAACUUAAUAUCUUACCUUUGUUUUCCUGUGAUCAUUUCCUUUUUACUUUGAGUCCCUUGACCCGAGUACCGUAAAAACAGUGAUAAAACCCAGAUUUGACAGCACAGACAACACUUUUAAAUGUGAGGGAAGAACAAGCAAUUGGCAGUCCAGGAUCAAUCUGAAACUUCCAAAGAGUCAUAACAAUCUCCCCCACUCCUGGAUAGGUACAUAUUACAUCAGGAAACUUAGUACAAUACAGUUACCAGAUGCUGAAUCAGCGUGAAGAAGAAACAGUCAAACUGAAUGCCUAGAGAAAAAUGGGUCAACUACCAUCAGUGAGCAUCAUGACUCACUGUCAGCAGAAAAUAUGGUUUGGGGCAUAGACAGUGGCUACAGCCAGAUGUCAUUUUUAAACAUUGGCUCUCUGUACGUUGCUAAUAAAUAAAAAGUCAUUUGAAUUUGAACUUCAAACUCAGUGGUUUUGGAAAUAAGCAAGGUGAGAACCUGCCUACUUUGUGCUAGCUCCUUUUUGCCAAGCAUCCCUAAGGCUACAGUUUCAGAGACUGAAUCAGAGAAUCCAAAGCACCAGAGGGACAUACUCGGUUGCAUCCUCAGUUCAUGGAAGUAGGGAGCUGCUCUUCUCAUCUAAUUAAUUUUGCACAUGGUAUCAUUGCUCUGAUGCAUAUAAUCAAUGCUACGAGUUUUUGGAAUAAAGUCUGUUUGUAACAGCAGCACAGCUGCUUUCUACUCCAUCUAGGUUUCUGUCAGUAGGCUCAUUCUUUUCAUGACGGAAUGCACUUGUUGUUUUGAGCACUAGCAAACAGGAAAUAAGAGAGAGUGACAAAUCACAGACACUGUAAUUAUCUUCUAGUUCACUGCAAACCAGCUAAAACAAAGUCUGGUGAGACAGCAUAUUGUAUGGCCAAACUGAAAAUGAAGGACCUUAAAUUAAAAAAUGCUGCAUCUCUUCCGUAAGUUGUUGUUUCAGAGUCAGAUAAAGGAGCACAGUUCAUCAAAGUAGGUGCAGACAUUUUGGGGGACUCCAAUGGUUAGCAAUUAUUUGACCAGCUAUUCAACAUUUAUAUAGAUAGCUAUUAUGGAGUUGAUAGUAACUGGAGGAAGAACUCAUUCAUCUCGUACCACUCCAUGUUAUUUGGAAAAAAACAACCAAAACCGCACCAGCACUGGACUGAAUUCUUCUCUGGCACAGGUGGGCACAACUUGCAGAGAAUAAUGUAGUCACAAAACCAUGGAGCUGUUUCUCUGUUGUGAGCUGAUUGUGCUCAAGAACAUACACUGUACUAAUGCUCCAAGAACCGUCCUAACCCUUCUUUGUGUAAGCUUAUACUUUUACUUUUCACAGUACCCUCUGUCAAUGGAAUACAUUUUAUGGUUCCAUUUCCUUGUUUUAAUCACCUACUAGACAAUUUAGAUGGGAGCUUGUAUUUCUUGCAUUGCAAAAGUAAGAGAAGUAAUUGCUCCCCACUUACCUUCUCCAUGUUCACUGACUUAAGUCUCUUUCUUAUACCUCUGAUAAUCAUACAGUUCUUAGUUCUGAAGUGUCGCUGUGAAGAUGGACCCCCCAUUAUUACUGCAUACAGUGUUCAAGAGAAGGACAUUGGAGGAAGAAUAAAUAUCCAAAACCUAACAUUUAGAAAAGAACCAGUGUUACUCUGUAGCUUGACUUCCUUGGGACACACAGUGUUAUCUGAAAAAUGGAAAAUGUAUCCAGAUUAUACAAUUCUUCAGAAAAAAAUUUUUAUAAUCUUUCUUCAUUUUAAAGAGAACGUGACGGACUGUUGUAAAGAUUUGCAACAUAAAUUCUUAACAGUGGGAAAAAUGUUCUAUUAAUUUGAUCAUAGCCAACAUCAGUUCUAAUGAUGAACUAAACAAAGUUCUCUCCAUCUUCCAUCUACCUGCCCAUGUUUAAUAAUCUAGUUCCUUGUUACUGAAGUAUGAGAUUAGCUAUUAGUUAAUUACUUAAUGCUAGCUCAAUUCUAAAGAGAGACUCCAUCUGUGUCAGAUAAUCCACCUAGAAGAAAACUUUCCAGAAUAACUGUCUGAAGUGUUGGAGCCCUUGGUAAUUGAGAGUAAUUACACAUAUAGUUCCUCCGACAGAUAAAACUAAAACCCUAAACUCAAACAGGAAGAUUCUGACUGCCAUGUUGUAUGACCUCCAACUCUAGUUUGAAAUUAUUCCUUGAUUUCCACCCCCCUCAAGAUUCAGAAUUUGGAUAAGUCAGUUUAGACACAGAGCUAGAGAAAUGUCACUUUCGUUAAUGAAAUUAAAAUAGUCCAUAAGCCUAAGAAGUAAGAAAGCCAAGAAUCUUCUUAUAAGGGAACGGAAAUUGAUGCUAAAUGCAUGUUUAACUCAGUUUCUGAAGACAGUAAAUUCUGUCUUACUGUGUAUUAGGACUUUUGCUUAGUAUGAAUUAUUUGUUGCUAUCUAAACAGGUUGAGUUGUAUGUUCUAGAAUACAAAAGUGACUCUGUUGUACAGUUUCAUCAGCCUGAUGAUUCCCUGCUGGAAGUCAGUGGAUGACUCAAAGCAAAGACAAAAGGCAGCCAAGUGUCAGACAGCAAAAGACAACACCAUUUUUCUUCCUUCAUGGCAACUGGGAUGAACAUUUGGGAGAUACGGAUCCAAAUGUUUCUAAAAGCGUUUGAGUGAGCAAGACCCAUCAGACUGCAAGCUUCCGACCUCCGUAAGACAGGAUACUUAGCGGCUAUCCUGGGAGGAAACUGAAGAUGACUUGGUCCUGUGCUGCAGUAAUGACACAUCACUGCUUUGGAAAAACAAUAAAAAGAAGAAAGGAAAAAAGAAAGCACUGAGAAUUCCAACACCGCAAAAAGAUUAGAAACGGAAUAUAUUUUGAGUGGAAAUGGAAAACUCUUGAGUUAUGCAACACACCAACACAGAAAUCUCCAAAACAGGUGUGUUCAUAACAGCAUGGCAUUGAGCAUGGAUGAAUUCAUUACAACUGAGCUACUCUUAAAUUCAGAUGGGAAUAGUUUGUGGGUACAUUCUCACGGAUGUUCCAGCGCAGAUAUUACUACCUCAGGCCUGCGCUUGUACCAUUGAUUCUUGUGGUUUGGCUGAACGGGAACAAAAGGAACACAAAGACACAAGAACUGUUUACAAAGAAAAAUGUACAAAGGGAAGAAGUAGGAACAGUGAAACAAAUAAAGAGGUAUGGAAGAGAAGGAAAAUCAGUGAGUCACAACUGAACAUGGACGAACGUUCAAAGGAAGUGAUGGAUGCAUGUAGAUGGCAAAACGCUUGGAUAUUACGUGGAGGGUAUUUCAGUGCUGACAUUUGAUUUCAAAGAAGAACCAGGCAGGUCUGCUUUCUCUCUCUACUAAUUUACAUCAGAUUACUAACUCUCCUCUAAUUUGUAUUAGGACAUUUCAAAGCUCAGCGCUCUCCAUGAUUUCCAAGGGCAAUUUGUGCUAAUGGAAAGGUAUACGCACAGAAUAUGAAUGAGUACAAGGGAACUUGAUCAAAAUUCCAGUCUCGUAUUUUUUCUGAACACUUGCUGCACUCCUUUCAGAUCUGGAAAAUUGCAGACUGACAUAUCUCUGGAUUUUUUAUGUCGUGAUUCUUUUCUCCUAAGAUCUACGCCCUACUGGUUCUGGGAAACUUGUGACCUCUGCAUUUUUAAUUAGAACUUGUAACAUUUUCCAUAGCAACAUAUUUUGAUGUUGCAAAUACAGAACCUGUCAAAUCAAACAAUUUCCAAGUGCAAAGCUGUGGUCUUCUGGUCAAAUGAAGUCCAAGUACAUAAAAACACUGAGAUGCAAGGAAAACUGAAAAUUAUUUGUUGGUUAACUCAUAACUUUGAUCUUUGUAAUUAAUAAAUCAGUACAGAUAUAAAAGAAUUACAUUGCAUGCUGAAGUGGUUUAGAUGAAGAACUCAGUACUAAUUUCAUCACAGAUGAAAGCAGAUAGGAUCCAUCUGUCUGACUGGUGUGCCAGUACUAACAUGGUACAAAGGAAAGGAACUGUUUCUAGGAAAUAGUCUGGAUAUGGAAAAAACCUUCACUCACAUGAUGAGCUGUGUGAGCAGGAAGUGAAGAAAAAAGAAAUCCUCUGAAACGAGACCUGAGCUCAGAUUUCAACAGACCUACAAUAUUAGGAGGAAUAAUACAAUUUAAUAUGAUGAGUUAAGAAAAACAGUAUAACUUAGCAUUUAAAUAUGUGUAUUAAAAAUAUAUAUAUUUAUGAUACAUGUCUUGCAGGUGCCAAAUAAGACUUCUUUCAAAUCUUAAGAAGAUAAACUAAGAAUUUCUGUCAUUCAUAUACAAUUAUAUUUCCUUUUCCUGCUUUAAGCUAAGACUAAUGGCCAAGGAAGGCAUAUUUUACUGCCAUUACUAAGACUGCACAAGGUAAUCACCCUUCUGCAAGGACAUCCUCAUGUAACUGUUACAUCAGCAGCCAAGAGAGAUGAAUACGAUCAAGUUUUGUUGAAACAAAUGCUGAAUACCAUGAACCCUUCAGGAAGAAAAGGCAAGCAUCAGUGUGGAAUGUGGUAAGAACUUUUCUGUUUCUGGUAGCGCUGGAUAUGUGAUACUAUCCCUUUGCUUGUUCCAUCUAUUUCCACUUUUUACAAAAAAAAAAACCCACAACACUGAGAAAUUAAGUUAAACGUGGUGUGUUUUAACCUUGCAUUGCAGAUAAGGAAUUCCAGGGGUUCCUGAAUCCUGCAUGAUUGCAGGCACCCUGCUUGAGUGUGCUUAACUGAAAGGUGAACAAAAAUAGAACGUUUUUCUAUUUCCUAUAAGGUAUCUGAUAUUUCCCCUCUACUGUCUUUGGUGUAAGAGAAAACUGAAGUUCAGCAUCCCAGAAAAUGUAUUCUGGUAGCCUGAAAGACUUUAUAAAUAGAGUAUACAAAUAGAUGGCAAUACUUAAAUGACAUAGAUUUUCUGCUUUAGAAUGAAAUGCUUCAUUUGAAUGAACUCCUGAAAUUGUUAGAACAGUUUUUUUUUUUUAAAUUGUUUAAACUCCCCAAUUUAAUUUUCAAAAAAUUGCCUUGAAGGUUUUUGAAAUCUGUUUUAAACUUAUUUACAAAACAAGAUAGAAGAAUAAAUCUACUGCUAUCUAUAACAUUCAUUUAAGUAGUUGGACAGCUAAUUUGCAACUGUUGUAUUAGAGAUACAGAAAGAGUGUCACUUAAGUAAAAAAAAAAAAUAUAUUAUUUUAAGGACAAACAGUAAAAAUUGAAUGUUUUUGAGUUUAGAGAAACAGAGUUUCAAGGAUUUUGCCCUCCAGUGCAGACUGCUCAUGCUUAUGCUGUAGCAAAGGAGGAGCAUCUUGUCUACAAGAAGCUUAGUGGAAGAAAACUGGCAGUGCCUUUAUAAAAAUGUAUUUAAUUUCUGUGUUUGCAGUUUUCCCAGCUUCUUCCCUAGAUCCUGGCCUCAAGGGUCCCAAAGAUGUCACAGUUUUAAACAGUCUUAUAAAUCUAGGAGGGGAAAUGAGCUGUCUCUCAUCUUAAACAGAGAGCCUUGGAGAAUGUCUAUGGGGCUUUACCAGCGGAGUUGCUGAAAACAAAGCUAUGAUUCAGGGGUCUCUGACCUUUCCCAGCCCUCCUCCACCAGUGUCAGCCUGCAGCCUGCUCUUUAAAAGUUUCUGCUCACCCAGGGAGCAAAAUUAGAAAUCUUCUCCAGGGACAGUUUUUCUUCCAUUAAGCCACUCAUCAGUCCACUGAGGCAUGGAAACCAAAAAGGAAAAAGUAAGUUAAAAAAUGUAUGUCGCUUGGUAAGGAUUUCCCACAGCAGAGUGUGAAUGUCCAGACGUGCCCACAUAGUCCAACACUACCUCAUCAGUGGAGUCCCAGCUUUUACUUUAGGUCUUGUUGUUCAAUGUGUACUGUAGUGGAAUAGAAAAGUGCCAAGCACUUUACAGGUGAUCCAUGCUUCUAUAAAGCAGAUGUGCAAGCGUGUUUGAACUGCGUAACAUCAGCACUUACCAAACGUGGAGACACUGUGGCCUCCACGACGAAUAAAAGCAUUCAUUCAAACAUGCAUGGCAUUUCAUGAAUGGAAUCAUUAUUAUCUUCUCCAAAAAAAUUUGGCCUUAUGUUUGAUAUGCUAUGAUAUAAUAUAAUGUAAUUAAUAUCUGAUGAUAUGAUAUGAUAUGAUAUGAUAUGAUAUGAUAUGAUAUGAUAUGGUAUGGUAUGAUAUGAUAUGAUAUCUAUUGUUUCUUGGAAACAAAUCCUAGUGUAGUCUUUUUUUUAAAUCAUGGAUCACCACAGAUCAGGGUAAGGUUGAUAAAUAGAGAGAAAAUUCAAAUAAACUAAAAAUCAGAUUUUAAAAAUAACCUGGUGCAGUGUAGGGUUUUGUUUUGUUUUGUUUUGUUUUCAGCUUAAUUCCCUACUUGUCAUCAAAUGGCCUUUCCGAAGUUAAUCCUAGGAAACAUCCCAUUUUGGCAAGUCCUUGUAAUUCAUGUUAAUGUUCUUUCAGUGGUGGAGUUGCUGCUUCCACGCCCUGAGCAUCUCCCGUAUUUGCUGUAGAACUACUUCCUGCUGACGCGUUAAGCACAGGAAGUAAAAGCUUGGUCACAAAAUGUCUUCUGAGCGCAAAGGAAAAGCCUGCUCGGGGCUGGGGCUGCGUGCAAGUCGCAAUACUUUUCCUUAAAUAAUGGCCCGAAGCACAACAAGAUGUAAAAAAAUACACUCUUAGAAAUCAUUGUACUGCAGCAAGUGGUCACUAUUUUUCUAUACCCUUUUGCUCUUUUUUUGUGCUUGCAGUGACAGUUGUAGGUAUCUCACAUAGGCCGCUGCUCUCUGUUCACAGCCCUAAGUGCUGGUGCCCUGUAUGUCCAUAAAUGAAUGGUAUAAAAGCCUGGUGUAAAUAAGCAACACAAACGCAGGGUUUCCCUCCUCCACUCUACCAAUGGAGCUGAAAGGCAAAAUAUUGGAACGGUAAGGAAUGGUUCACUUUCAGCUGUGUCCUUCAAUGUAAAAGCUGCACAUUCCGUAACUGAAUCUCCUUUUGCAAUAAAUUCCAGUUUACACUGUGGCAAGCAAAUGUAGUAAAUAUUGGACCUCCAUCCAAUGCAAACUGCCUUAACAUAAGUGGUGAAUCGUACCAAACAUUUGCUUAGCUAAAUAUCUCAUUUCCUAUAAUAAUGACUAAAGGAUGAUCAUGGAAAUGCAUAAGAUUAGGACACACACCAUAUGGAUGUGCUCCACAACAUUAUCUCACUCUCCAGAAACUCGUAUUUUAGGAAUUUCUUAAAUCAGAAGACAGCGUCAGUCCUCUCAGGAUUUCCUUUCCAGGAAUGUGUUCAUUCUCCCUUGAACUCCUGCAGACUUCCCAUGCCCGUGACAUUCUGCAGCAAGAAGUUCAGUGCUGAGCUGUCUGUAGCAAGGGAACAGUCGUAUUCUCUUUACUCUGAGAGCGGCUUUUGUUGCCCCCUACUUCUCAUGCUGUAGAAAGCACGCUAGCAUUACCUUUGCUAUGUUUCUCCUGACCCAAAACAGUUCUCCUCUUUUCUCUCCUCUUUUCUCUGCAAUUUUAUUCCUUUCCAGACUGAAGCGUUCAACUCUACUAAGCAGCUUCUGCAUGCGAAAUAAUUGUAUACCCUUUACUACUGUCCUUCUCAACCUUCUUCAAAACUUUUCCAGCCCUGCUGUAUUCCUUCUGAAGCAGUGGAAUGAGAACUGCUAAAGCUGGGCUCCAGACUUGUGGAGGACUUUCUGGAAGUUGACUUUUUCAUCAUGUCUUGUUGCCCACCUUCUCAACCCAUCCCUGCAAUGUAUAGAGACCUCUACUCUCACAUACCAUGACAGUCUAGUCCUUUCAGUACUGACCUGUGCUUUCUGAAAUAUAUGACUAUGAUUUUGGUAUAACUUCAGUCUGAAAAAAAACAACAUAAUGACUUACUCCAAGCAAACAAGAUAACAAGAUAGUUUCUUCCCUGCUCUGUAGCUGUCUUCAAUACUAAAUGCUUUUAUUGUUGGACAGCCUCAGUAUACUGCAAUCCUAUAAUUCAAGUACGCAGAAGAGAUGUAGAACAAGGAAGAGUUUAGUUAAGCAGAAUGUGCUGAAGUUGUAAUUUAUAUAGUUACAUAACUUACAGAACUUCUGUAAUUAAAUGCUUUAGCAAGACCAGCAUGCAGUACUGUAUACAGUUGUAGUUUAUAUAGUAACAUUACUUAUUUAUAGAUAUACAGUUAAAGGUUAACCUGUCACCAGAGUAAGUUCAGGUCAUGGAGACAUCAUGCUAAGGACAAGUGGAAUUUUACUUGAAAGUCCCCUAGAACUCAAAGAAAAAACAAGUGAAAGUGAACCUAGUGCAUAUCUGAAAUCUUAUAGCUCAUUGGGAACUGGAUAUUUUCCCCAAGUCUUUAAGGAAUCUUAUAAGACUCACAACCUGGAAACGCUCUCCUCAUAGUAGGCAGCCACAACUACAUUUUCAAAAUUCUUUAUAGCCACCAUUCAUUGGAAACAUAGCAGUGAAUGUAACUGAUUGCACUGCAGUGUACUGCACUCAUAUAACCUCUCUAAGUUUUUACUGCACCUACUCAUAAAGCAGAAGGGUCAAACUGAACUUCUUUCUGUAUAUGCAAAAUAACCCAUUCCUACCAUUUUCUGAAAGAGCACCCCUACUGUUAACCUUUUAACUGUUAACCUGUUGAGACGGAGGUAGGCGCUUCUGAAAGCAAGUGAAACCAUCUGAAACCACCCCAUUGUUUGUAAGGACUCUAACCUGUAGACUAGUGUUAACUGUGUUCUGAGAGCACUUGUUGGAUGAAACUACUUCAGGACCAUGAGAGAAGACAUUUGUAGAAUCAGCUUUACGUUCUGAGGAGUGCUGGGAAGGGCUGUAACAACCAUUUCAUUUCAGAGCCUCGUGGCUGUAGGUACUGAACAGCUAAGCCCUUCCAAGACUGCCAACAUCUCUAUGUUUCUAGAGACUUAAUGAACUUUAAAAUGAAAGGGUUAAGAUUACAGCUGAUGGUAGUACAGGAGAUGCAGAGUUUUUUAUUCACAUUGCUGUUUUAAAUAAGGCAUCCAGACUCCGCUCUCUGAUUUUUCUAAACUUUGAAUCUGGCUCUUUAUGUAAAAUAUUUUGAAUAUAAAAGACCAUAUUAAAACGUCACCUAUUAUUUGGGCUGGGUGGGAGGUGAUAUUUUCAGCAGCAUUCAAUUUUUAUAGGACCUCUUUAUGUCCAAGAUUCCGUAGUACUUAUUUGGUAGUAAUGUACCCGCGUCCUCUGGGAGUCUCAGUCUGAGAACUUUCUGCCGUGGUUUUGUUUGGUAUUUGAAUUAGCACUCAAUUUCUUUUUUAUGUUGUUCAGUCAUAUCUUAUCCUCCCCGUCCCCUGCCUCGCCCCAGCUGAAGUUUGGGUUUCUUUCACCCUGUUUGAAGAAUUUCCUAUUGGGCAUGAACCCUCUGAGCCUACAGAUUAACCAUCCUGGCAUAAUUAAAGCUUAAAAUUUGAAAACAAUCAAUAAAAGUGAAACAAUGACACUAUCUGAAAAUAAAUGUUACCGAGAUGGAUCAGCUUACGCUGUUUCAAGAGCUAUGUGGAAUUUGUUCCCAUCUGGGAAAUAACUUGUUAAUGCAAUGUGGAUUUAAGGUCCACUUCAACCUAAACCAUUCCAUGAUUCCAUAUCUAAAAUACACCACUCUAUCAAAAGUUGUACCAGGUGAUUCACUACCCUGCAGCUCAAUUUAGCAGAAGGAAAAAAUCACUGUUCAUCAGGAUAUUAACUCCUGAGAAAUGCCACGCUAUACUUUGUUUGGACAACCUGGGCUAGUGCCAGAUCUGGAGGUUGGUGGCCCUACCUGUGACAGUGGGGUUGGAACUUGAUGAUCCUUGGGGUCCCUUGCAACCAAAGCCAUUCUAUGAUUCUAUAUUUGCAUUUCAAUUUAAUAACAUUUAAAGAACCAGAGGUAUGCUCUCAUCAAAGAUUUCUUCUUUACCAAAAACAGCAUCCAAAGGAAACCACAGAAUGCUGCACACCAGUUUUACUGUCCUUAACUUACUUAGUUGUUCCAUGUUUUACAUUGCUUCCUGUCCUUUUAGGUAUUUCAAAGGGCAGUUGAAUAUUGUGAAAUGUGAUUGUAAUUAAAAAAAAACAAAAACAACAAAAAAAACCCUUGAAAAUAUUGUCUUAAACAGAUUGUCUUAAACAUUUAUGCAACAGAUGCUAAUGCUUUGCCUUAAGGUUAAUGUGGAUGCAUUUAGCAUCUGUUUCUGAGUCACCAUGGCAGAGAUUAGAACGCUAUGUUUGUAUUUAGAUUAUCUGUUACAAACACAUCUGGGUGACCAUCCUGGGAUUAAUUUGUUGAAGUCUGACAUUUGUGUACUAUCACCUUAUUCUUAUCUGGUCCUCCCAGGGUCUGUUGUCAAUUCCAUAACUACCUCCCCCAUUCAGCUGAAGGAAGGGAAAUAAGAAAAUUGAAAGGUCAGACUUCUGAAGUCAUCUUCGCCAUGUGCUUAACAUUUGCAUCAUCAAAUUAAUGGAAUAACUGUAACCACAAGCACAAAAGAUAGAGGACAGAAGCUCUUUUUCCUUUGCAGUACAAAUCCUUCUCACACAGAACCUCACACUGAAUCUUUUCCCAGCUGUGCAGGAUUUACUUCCCAUUCUCUUCCAAGAUGCCAGAAACUCAGCCUCUAGCUAAAGCUUGCUAAGACAGCUCUUUUUUGUUUCUCUUGAUGAAGCAGACGCACCGCGUUCUAAACACUCGCUCUUUCCACCAUGAGAAAUGUUCAGGGAGAGAAAAAGCCCCAAGAUUGAAUGUUACCACUUCUUUUCUCAUUAUGUCAGUUUACACCACUGUUGUCAGUCAAUGUAAGAAACAAUAAGUACAAGUUAUGGAAAAUGCCUGGAGUUUGCCUUGCAGUUAUCUGGAAGCCUACCUGCCUUCCAUGAAGUCCAAAGAUGGUCAUGCCAUCUAUCUCCCUGAAGUAAAACUGGGCUCUGAAGUCUGAAAACUGCAAUAUUUUGUAUAGUUCUGCCUACAUACCAAGUAUCCUCAGCAUCCAAAAUCCACUUUGCAGGUCUUUGAACAGGCACUAAGUUUUGUUUCUAUCAACCAAUUCACGCUAGAAUGAGAGCCUUUUUACUAGUGUGUAACUGGCAUGUUGAUGUGAGCAAGUAAAGCAUCUGGGAAGGGAAGGGAAAAGGAAAGUGAAAGGGAGAGGGAAAAGAACAAGGUCAGAUCUAUAAAGAAAGUUGAACUCUAAGGAUUAAGUGAUGCUUCUUUGUGGAGAUCCUCCAACAACAAAAAAAAAGACAAGAUUCAGUGCUCUCAACAUAAACUACAGAGACUGACUGACCCCUGUGACUUUGGCUGAAAUCACAAAAUAGUGUAAAUAAACUGGAGCAAAACUUCUAUGUAAUGCAAAAGGUUAUCAGGGUACCCCCAAAAGAGAGAAAAGACAUGAUAAGGUGCUAAAUGCAAUCUUAUCCGUGUAGCAUCUUUCAGUCAACAUCUGCAGUCAUCUACGGUAGGCAAACUCAGGCCAGGGCAAGAGAAGUUGAGGUUUAUGUCCUAGGGUCAAGAUUAAAUUUAAAUAAGACACACGUUGCUUGCUUUUUUGUUAGCUGAGACAAACAUGAAGGUACUCAUUUAGUUUGCAAACACUCCCACUGUAAUACACUCUGCUAAAUCGAGAAAUGUUAUUGAGAACGUCAUAGGUGAGGAAAUGAUCAGGAGUAAAUAGUACCUCCAUUUUGAUAUCUGGGUUCAUGGAACCUCAUUUGAAACUGGAAGUUAUGUAAUAGGCCGCAACCAUUACCAGGUGUUGCCUACUGUGAGGGAAAACUACACAGAGCCACAUCUCACUUUAAAAAGCUUCCUAUUCCACUAAUUUACUUAGAGAUGGCACCUAGGAAGAGCACCAUCUUCUGAAAGUGUCUGCUGUAGUGCACAGCCCGAGAGAUACACACCAACUGCAAUUAGUAAUAAAAACACACGUUUACAUUUGUGAGUGUUGGAAAGGCUUCAGUUUAGCAUCUCUGUUUCGGUACAGAUGUUCUAUAAGUGCUGGAAAGCUCUUAGAGUAAGUUACCAGAAUCCCUCCAUCCAUCGGAAAGUGUAAAAACUCACACCUGAUGGCUCUCUCAAAGAAGAGUGUUGGAAGCCAUUUUUUGCAGCUGGUGAAGGAAAAUACAAGUUUAGGUGAAGAGUCUGUCACAGACCUGACACAACUUCCAGCAUGAUAAAGGAAGGCAAGAGACAACGAGUCUAAGAGUCAGGAGCGCUAUGAAAGUGUUUUUAAUGUCAGUCAAAACCAUUCUCCACAAUGGAUAAACUACAACAGAAAUGGGCAGGGUCCAUUUUUGGGAAGUGAUGCUUUUUGACUGUGAUGGUGCCACAGUGAACAUUUCACUUCAGUGCCAGCUUUGUAACAUUCAAUAUCUGAGUCUCUCUCUAUGCUGUUUGCCUCUAUAAUGGUUUCCAGUGUGGCUUACUGACUUCUACAAUCAGCAUAACCUUCUACUUUCUGCAAGCACCAAUUAUUAAUCUAUUAUUAUUACUUCUGCAGUUUCACAAUGCAAAGCAAAGACAGGAAAGAAAAAAAAAAAGUGAACAAAAGUAGCUUAUGAAGUCCAUAACAUGCAUAAGAUUUGAUACAUAAUGAAUUAAUUUCUUCUAAUUCAGUCCCCACCAGGACAACGGCUCCAGGGAUGUUUGGUCCUAAAGCUUUCAAGCCAUUGAAAUUCUAAUCUUUAAAAAACACUGAAAGAUGAACUUUGACUGUACAAACCUUUAAAUAAAAAUAGCAUUUUACUAAUGUGUUCUUCCCAAGUGCCUGCUUCUUCGUAGUAGGUUUCCCAUCCUAAUACUGUAUGUUUUUGCAGCUGGCAAUUGACACUGCCAAUGAGCCUUUAUGUUCAAUGUUAUUUAAUAUAUUCCCAUCAGAAAGUUAUUUUUACUUUUCAGUUUCAGUAUCUUCUUGAAGUGUCCUGCGUAUAAUGUUCAUAUUGUAAUUGGCAUUUUUUUCCCAUAGGAUAAAAAAAAAUAAAGAUUCAAACAACAAUAUUGAAAGAAUUUAGACCCGUUUGCUGAGAAAAAGAAUUUUACAGAAUGGAAAAUUGUUUUAUUUUACUGAUAGAAAAAGAGGAACAAAUGGAACUUUUUCAUUCAAGUAGAUAAACACCACCAUCAUAAUGAAUUAUUUCCAUUUAAUUUUAGUGGCAUGGGAGGAAAAGAUGUUCAGUUAUCAUCAUACAUGGUGCUUUUUGGCAGGGCUGUGCUCCAUCCUUAUACCCCCAGCUUGUACUGGUAGCGGAGGUUGCCUCAACUCAGGUGCAAGACCUUGCACUAGGAUUUGUUGAACCUCAUGAGGUUCUCCUUGGCCCACUGCUCAGCCUAUCUAGGUCUCUCUGGAUGACAUCCCACCCCUCAGGUCUGCCAACCGCACCCCACAGCUUGGUGUCAUCAGCAAACUUGCUGGGCAUGCAUUCAACCCCACUGUCAAUGUCACUGAUGAAGAUAUUAAAGUGUAUUGGCCCCAGCACUGACCCCUGGGGGACACCGCUCAUCUCCAUCCAGACAUGGAGCCAUUGAUAACCACUCUCUGGAUUCAAUCCUGCAGCUGGUACUUUGUCCAUAGAACAGUCCACCCAUCAAAUCCAUAUCUUUCCAACUUGGAGAGAAGGAUAUUGUUUUCUUUUCCACUAUACUUUUAGCAUGAAACUUUAAUUGGCAUUUUGUCCAUAUUUCUCACAGUAAGAUGGGUUCAUUUUCUGUAUUUGAAGAGUAGAUAUAAUUUACAUGUGUCUGCUCAGAACAUAUCUGCCAUUGCUGCAUUACAGUAAGAUGUACAUUUAUAUUUUGCAGUAAACUACUGAACAAGUAUACUCUGCCCCUUCCCUUGGACUGAGAAAAAUUUUGUUCACACACAAGCAGUACAAAAAUACUGUGAACUCCUUAAAGAUCUUCAAGCCAACACUUUCUGUUGAAUUAGAAAAACAAUCCUAUGUAGCUACAGAAAUAAUGUUUGCAUUUUAUCAGUGUUGUCUCCGCCAAAGGCUGGAUUAUCUGUUUCACAUUCAUUUAAACACAGGAAGGUUAUAACAGGUCAGACAGCAAUCUGGACUUUAUUGGCUGGGAAAACUGACCUCAUAAAUCUGAUUUGAUACAUCUGUCCUUUCAGCUGUCUGCAUAUAUGCCUGUGCAUUCAGUUGGCCAUCUGCCUACUCAGUGGCAGAUCAGCUCCUGUGGCUACUGCACAGAGGAUUUUCCAUGUCCCUCUCUCUGCCACAAAAAUAAAUAUAGUUGAAGGACUUCCUUCAGAAAGGAAGACGUGUUUAUGGUAGCUUGUAGGUGCCUAUGAGAAACAAUGUACUCCUGUGAUGAAUGGUCAGGGAACCACUGAAACUAUCCUGAGCCAUGCUGAUGAUGCUAAACACUGCUGGAAACAGACAAUGAUGCUACUCUCCUUGCUAUACUUUCUGAGUACGUAUGAGAGUCUCUGGUUGAAGUACAUCACAAUAUAAUGUUGUGUCUCAUACUGCAAAUACCUGUCAGCUUCCACAUAUCUGCCAUUUGAAUCCAAUUAAAAAUGACCAAUUUUCAAAGAUACCAAGAUUAUAGUGGAAAUGAAGGACAGGAGCUAGUGUUGUGUAACUAGAAAACAGUUAUUAUGAUGCAACACUUCUUCCAGAUAUACACUGAAUGCUGAAUUGCAUUUCCUAGAGUGAAAUGUCUUCCUUUGUUUAUCAGAAAAGACAUAUGAAGUCUGUGGCUCUGCAGCACAGUGCAGAUAUGAGUUUUUGGAAGGAAGUCACCUGCAAUCCCUUUUUCCUGCAGUGUUCUGACCAUUCCAUUAUUUAGGACUAUCUAUAGAAGCGUACAUCACUUGUAUUCCAGCAGUAAACCAAUCUAAAGUAAUUAGUGAAUAUAAGACAUAAAUAAAAGUACAUUCUGCUCGCUGCCUUUCCAAAAUGAAGACUGACAAUCUACAUAAAUAAGUCUUUUUUACCAAGAGGCAGUUCUUAGAACAGCCCAAUACCUGACCAAGUUUUCUUCUUUCCAUUGACUUCCACUGGUCUCUCUGAGUUUUGAUGUGAAACUGAAUUUCAGAACUGGUUCUAUCACAAUUAAGCUCCCACCCCCAGCUCAGGCUGCCAAUGCCCAUCCAGCGUGGCCUUGGGCACCUCCAGGGAUGGGGCACCCACAGCUCUGGGCAGCAGUGCCAGGGCUUUACCACUCUCUGAGCAAAGUAUUUCCUCCUCCCAUCUAACACAAAUCUCCCCUCUUUUAGUCUAAAACUGCUCCACGUCCUUCUUGUGCUGGGAGCCCAAAGGGACUGCAGACAAAGGCAGUUCUUCUCUGCAAUAAGGGCAAUGUGGAAAGAAGAAUACUGGGAAAGAGAAAUUUUCUUGUUCCCAGCAAGCAGGUUAAAAAUUUUAAGGAAACUGGAGGUUUUGAACAACUCACUCUUGACACAGAAGUCACAGAAGAAAAAUAUCAGAGUGGCACAAGUUGCUGCCAAUCACCUCUUAAAAACUUUCUUUGUCAAUCAGAGUAGAGCUUGGUUUGCACUCUCAUCAAUGCACUAGGCAAUGGCCAAAAAUUUACGUUCUGGACACCUAACGUGCAACUUAAGUAUAAUACUAAGAAAAACGGAGACAUUUAAAAAUAGAUACUAACAGUUCACUUCCACUCCAGCGCUGGGCAGAGCCUUCACAUGUACUUUUUCCCAAUGCUUAUGUUAAGCUUCAGCCAAAUAAUAGUGUUGUCCAUCACCUUGAGAACACGGUUCUUCCUGCUUUACCUGGUGAACGCCUUUAAGAAUCCAGCAGCUGAGAUUUACAGUCAUCCUCGAAGAUUGUGGAUGAUAAAUUACAGUUCAGUUUCUCUCUGUGCUUCAGUGUUCCCUGCAAACUGCAGGUAACUAAUGCUCUUUCAAAUUUAGACGAGCUGGCACAAAGACACAGCUUCAUUCCAAAAUGACAGUAUGUCAACAGCGCUGUGUACUUUUUCAAAAGUACAAGUGGCUAGGAAACUGGAAGGCUCUAUAUGUAAACAGAAAGUACAUGACGGAAGAAAAAGGAGCACACACAACUUUUCACGUUGAUCACCACAUUUCUACAAUGAAUUUGGGACCACAAAAACAAGAUUAGAGCUGAAGAAUAGGCAGGCACUCUUAAUAUUCUGCAUAUUCUGGACCUCCAGUGCUCCUUACCAGUGGUUCUUUAUAGUAAAAAAUAUUAAACAUACGUAACUUUGACAUCUGCUCUUAAUGUAGUAACUCUUCGAAUUCCUAGGUUAACUGUCAAGCAGAAUGACUUUACCCAUCUGAUGGCUUGUGUGUGAAACGACACAAAUUUUGGAAGGGCUUACAGAGUCUCAAAUACAUCAUAAAACUGCAUUUGAAUAUUCUGAGGAGAACAGCAAGAAGGGGAAAACCCAACAUACCAACCCUCCCUUCUUGCAUAACAAAGAAUAAUUUUCAGACAUUAUGUGGUUCAGCAUUUCAAAAGGAUCACGGCGUAGCAAGGACAGACAGUGGUGCCAAGACACACAGAAGAAUGGCAGGAACUCAUGCAGAUCCAAGCCUUUAACACUCCACAACGUGGAUAUUCUUGCAGAAGCCAUGCAUGACACUGCUUACAAGGCAGCUACACGUCCACCAGCAGUACUGUGUGGUGUUUCAGGAUACUAGAAAGAAGAAAUGAGGCAAGACCUCCAACAGUAUUACCUGCACGUUUUUCUAAACAUUGAACACAGAGUAAGCAACUCCCAGACUCAGCUACGCAGCCAAACUGGCCCGAUGGCAUGCUGCAGCCAACCCCAGCGCAGCAUCUGGAUGAAAUAAAGACCUUUCUCAGGAGCAGCUUUUUGUGCAAUAUACUCAGAGGUAAGCUCAGCACACACAGAGCAGACUGAAAUCUUGUAUUACCAGCAUCACAGAGCAGUCCAAAUAUCUAUACCAGAAGAAGGAUCUGUAUGAAAAUAGGUAGCAGGACAUUUGAUGAACAAAUGAGGGAAGAAUUGUCAUCCUGAAAUUAAAAAGUAAUUACCUGUCUUCUGAAAAGUGAAGAUGAGGGCAGUUUGCAUUUAAUACUCUUAUUUUUGGAAAUGCUUAGUUCUCUGACAUAUUGAACAAGUUGCAUCACUGAUAUCUGCUAGCUAGCUAUUGUUUGGCUAAUAGGGGAGUUCUCAUGUACCCCUUCUUCUCUUACUCUGCCUCCAGAAUAAGAAUGCCUUCUGUGGAAAAAGAUUUCUUAUAGUUCACUUAGAAGUCACAGGGCUCAUUAAAUAUCCUCUGGUUUUGUACAACUGUUGCAUUUUUGGUAUUGAAAGGCUUGUGGUAACAGUUGUGACCCAUGCAGUACCAGCACUAAAACUAUGCAUCUCCCUGGAAGCUCAGGUGGCUGCACUUGGUGGGAACUAUGAACACAUUGCAAAAAGCACCACGAAAGAGUCUAGUAGCCAAGCAUAUAACAAGUUUAGAAACAACCCCCUAAAACAGCUUGUAAAAUAUCUUUACAUCAGCAGAAGAGUCACAAUCCUGACACUCUUCAGGCAUGCCUAUUCCUUAAGUGUUCAUUUUUUUGCCUGCAUUGUCAUCAAGACUAAUCCGCUUUUAAAAUCUUUUUUUAAAAUUAUUUUCUACUAAUUUAAUAAUUGAUUAAAAGAUUCAGUUCCGAAUCUUCAGGAAAAUACCAUAUAUCCCAAAUACUUUUGCCUGUGUUUGGGCCAUGGUUCCAUAGAAUGCUUUUUUGGGGGUGCAAGAAUGCACAGCAUAUAUAUAUAUCCUAUAUAUAUAAAUACAAAGAUUUAAAAUAUGCGACCUAAGAAGCUCAGAGAAGAAAGGUAUGGUGGAAAAUCAGAAAGGAGCUCUUUGUUGGCAUUGCUAUGCCUCUUUUCUAUAGAAAGGAACAAUAAAAAUGGGUAUUAUGUAUAAACACAGUAGGUUGAGGCAGUUCUGGCAUGUCUAAAUUGCACCUGGAGUUUGUUCUGCAAGCCUUUUCCAUUAACGUUUCUGUUGGAAAAGCUAACUUCUUAGAGAUGCAGUGACCCAUCUGAUUUUAAUUUGGUUGUUGGAGAAGGGGUUACUCUUUGAAUUGUGCAUAGCCAGGCUAUUGAGCUACACCUAGUUCUAUUUCCUUGUACAGAUGAUGAUGGCUGCUCAAGUAUGAGCAGCAUGUGGGCAAGCAGCAACCGUCAGCCUUGUUUUAAGUAAACUAAAGUAGCACAAACAGUAAGGAUUGUCUCUGUGAGAUAUUUGACUCCUUAUCAUCACAUUGUCCCCAGUUCUUCCAGUCCAAGGGCUUCAAGGAGAACUGCUAAAGUCGUUUCUGUCAUUUCUCUCCUUGUGUCCCCAUGAUGCAGGGACUGUAGCAUCUCUUCAGUCUAUUUGGCACGUUCUGCUGAUUUCUUAAAUGCUUGCUCAGCCCUGCACAAACACAGCUGUUUAUUUCAUUCCAGCUCAUUUGAGAUAAGACGUAUCCACACAGGACCCUAUGGUACAUGUAAGGGUUCUGCAUCUUCUGCAAGACUGUGUCCUUGCAAAGACAAAGCCCUAGCGAGUGCUUUGGUGCUGCUCGGAAUUCUAGCUUCAGAAGGCUGAACUUCAGCAGGGGUGAACUUCAACAGCCAUUGACCCAAACCCAGAAAAACAUCAGGACAUGCUGGGAAAUCACAGCGGAAUUGCUGAGCCUGAUUCCUCUUCCUGAAAAACCUUGUUUGUCCAGUUGGUGUGAGGCUGCCUGCCUGCUGGCUGGGCUCUGUAAUUCAGGGCCAGCUGAGGCAUGUCAGGCAAAACAAAGCACCAAGACAGGGGAGGAGCCUGUAUUGAUAGGGUUUGUUUUUUUUUUCCUGUUUAUAUCCUGUCUGUACUUACUAAUUCUUCACAGCGGAAUACAGUGUCAGCCCUUGACUGCAGUUUCAGAUCAUGUUUUUAAUGCCUCUGCUGCUGAUUUGUUCCCUAACAUAUGGCUGAUUUAGUCAACACAUGGUAGUUACCUAAUAAAGUAUUACUGCUGCUGGUGUUCCAGCAUAAUAUUGUUCUUAGAGAUAUUUUAGAUAUUUGUCCCACAUUUAUCCACACCCAAACAGAUGUGCACAUUCUCCAGAAUAAAGGAAGACUAGCAGUCGCUUUGGAUCUGCUAUCCAGGGACAUUUAUGCAACUUCUUGCUCAUGGCACUCUGAGAAAAGGAUGGUGUUUUCCUCUAAACCCAGUACUGUGACCGUAAUGGUUUUAGCUAUGCUACACCUAAGAUACCAACCAGAAAGAGUCUGUCACCCAUGGUGCUCCUAUGUAAUACCCAUAUUUGUCCUAAUAGGCAGCCUGAACUUGGACAAAUCCCAUCUGCCCUUGUGACAUGUGAUGUCUGAGCUCUUCUGGGAAGGAGCGUGGGCUUUAUCUGCCCCAAAUCAGCAAAGUGGUGCGUCCCGAAAGGGCAGAUGGGAUAGAUGGAGGCUGCUGGAGGCUGCUGAGCCAGCCAGAGUGCUGGGGCCUGUCCACAUGGCAGGUAAGUGUGGCUGGGAGUGUGUGCUAAUGGCCGGAUUCACUGGGGUUCCCCCACUUCCACAAAUACCAGCUUGGUGGUCCCCACCCUCGCCCAAAGGACAGCCAUGCAGACGAAUGAACUAAACGGUCAGCUAUUUUAGCCAAGGUCCUGUUUCUACACUUGCUCCUCUGCAGGGUGUUUGCAGCCAAAAGACCAGUCCUGGCCGAAAAAGGUUAUUGCAAAAAUCACCAGAGAUUUUACUCCUGGGAACAUGCUGUCGCCAUAUGGUCUCCGCAUUAAUAAUACCAAACAAGUGCUUCAUAGUGUUCUAAUAACAAAUACCAGAGGAAUUAAUAAUAAUCUAGCUAUUAUUUUCUAAUGUUCUCACUUUAUGAACAACUUUUAUACUGUCUGAAUGAGCUCUUCUGGAAGAUCAACAUCUGGUACCCACAUGAGAACCUGAUGAAAUCUGAACGGUCCUGGGUAUCUUACACCUUUAUUGCCAGCAACACCAUCUGUUUCUGCCAGCAUGGCUUACAGUAAUACUACAUUUUUCUUUUGUUCUAGGUGCAUAGCGUAAUGUCCAUGCUGUACUACACUCUGAUUAUAGCUUUUUUGAUCGGCACACAGGCAGCUCCAAAGUCAGAGGACAAUGGUCCACUGGAGUAUCCUGCAGAACACUCCUUACCCAGUACACAACAGAGUAACGGACAGCACAUUUCCAAGGCAGCCCCACAGACAACCCACAGCCGCUUUGCUUGGAUGCCAGAUGGAACAGAAGAUUUAAAUAUCGCUAUGGACCAAAACUUCUUUAAGAAGAAGCGUUUCCGGUCUUCUCGGGUCCUGUUCAGCACGCAGCCACCUCCAGUGUCAAGGAAAGGACAGAGCACGGGAUUUCUCAGCAGUGCAGUCUCUCUCAACAGGACUGCCAGGACCAAGAGGACUGCACAUCCCGUAUUGCACCGGGGAGAGUUCUCAGUGUGUGACAGUGUCAGCAUGUGGGUUGGGGACAAAACCACAGCCACUGACAUCAAAGGCAAAGAGGUGACCGUGUUGGGAGAGGUCAACAUUAACAACAACGUUUUUAAGCAGUACUUUUUUGAGACCAAGUGCCGGGACCCUAGGCCAGUCUCCAGCGGGUGCCGAGGGAUCGAUGCGAAGCACUGGAACUCUUACUGCACCACAACACACACCUUCGUCAAAGCACUGACCAUGGAGGGCAAGCAAGCAGCCUGGCGAUUUAUCCGGAUUGACACAGCCUGUGUGUGCGUGCUCAGCAGGAAGUCAGGGAGACCCUGAGACGGAGCUGAACCCCACAACAACAUCCUCCUAUCCCCCUACCUCAGCCUGUAAAUUAUUUUAAGUUAAAAAAAGGACUGCAUGGUGUAUUUAUAGUUUAUACAAUACAAAAAGAACCUCAUUAUUUAUUAAACUCUUUUGGAAACCCUU
Molecule: messenger RNA, 22022 nt
Organism: Numida meleagris (helmeted guineafowl)
Lineage: Eukaryota; Metazoa; Chordata; Aves; Galliformes; Numididae
Gene: NGF
Product: nerve growth factor
Exons: 5
Coding region: 21153-21872 (239 amino acids)
Biological process (GO): cell surface receptor protein tyrosine kinase signaling pathway; nerve growth factor signaling pathway; positive regulation of peptidyl-serine phosphorylation
Molecular function (GO): nerve growth factor receptor binding; growth factor activity
Source: RefSeq, a predicted model, not a curated record